Messenger RNA from Vigna umbellata (rice bean), 2465 nucleotides. The record is from RefSeq and is a predicted model, not a curated record. NCBI's taxonomy places the organism in Eukaryota, Viridiplantae, Streptophyta, Magnoliopsida, Fabales, Fabaceae.
GACACCCAUAAUAAUGCAGACAAUAAUGGAUAAAUCUCACUCAAGUUUCACCCGUUGUUGCGCCGCUCCCACUCCCACGCGCCGCCACCGAUUCCUCAUUCAUCCUCAUAAUCGGUGGUAUCUGUUGUGGAAGCACUUCAUUCUGAUAUGGGCGAUUUACUCUUCAUUCUUCAUUCUUAUGGAGUUCGGUUUCUUCAGAGGCUUACCUAACAACAUAUUUCUCCUGGACAUAGCGGGGCAAUUGGUGUUUCUGAUGGACAUGGUGGUGCAGUUCUUGGUGUGCUAUCACGAAGUUCACUCCAACUCACUCUCCUUGGUCCUCGACCACUACAAGAUCUUCGUCAGGUACCUCAAGUCUCGCUUCUUCUUCGACCUCCUCUCAUGUCUCCCAUGGGAUUUCAUCUACAAGCGCACCAACAACAAUGAGCUCCUCCGCUCUCUGCUCUGGAUCAUACUUGCUCGUGCUUCCCGUGUCACCCAAUUCCUCGACACCCUCGAGAAGGAUACAAGGAUCAAUUACUUGUUCACCAGAAUCCUCAAACUCUUCGUCGUUGAACUUUACUGCACUCACUCCGCUGCUUGCAUUUUUUACUAUCUUGCCACCACUCUGCCCUCUUCCCAGGAGGGUUACACCUGGAUCGGUAGCUUGAAGAUGGGAGACUAUGCGUAUUCUGACUUCCGACACAUCGAUCUCUGGAAGCGUUAUGUCACCUCCCUCUACUUUGCCGUUGUUACCAUGGCCACCGUUGGCUACGGAGAAAUCCACGCAGUCAACGUGCGUGAAAUGAUAUUCGUCAUGGUUUAUGUCUCCUUUGACAUGAUUCUUGGCGCUUACCUCCUCGGCAACAUGACUGCGUUGAUCGUGAAAGGGUCUAAGACCGAGAGAUUCAGAGAUAAAAUGUCUGAUAUUAGUAAGUUCUUCGAUAAGAACAAACUGGACAGCCAGAUAUGUCACCAGAUUAAAGAUCACUUGAGGUUAAAGUAUGAUCGAAGUUAUAACGGAUCUUUUAUUCUUCAGGAGAUACCAACCACCAUUCGCAAGAAGAUUUCAAUAAGCAUGUACGAAAAGUUCAUUCAGAAAGUUUCUCUUUUCAAGGGAUGCUCUUCAGGGUUUAUAAAGCAGAUCGCAACCAAAGUGGAGGAAGAGUUUUUCCUCCCAGGAGAAUUAGUUAUGGAGGAAGGAGAUGUCGCAGAUAAACUCUACUUUGUAUAUCAUGGUGAGAUGCGUGAGAUGAGGAGGGAAGAGGGUGAUACAGAAGAAGAGACGAUCACAUUGCAGACCUAUAGUUCUUUCGGCCAUUUUUCUUUUUUUUGCAAUAUACCUCAAAGUUCGACGGUUGAAGCUCAUGAAUUUUGCAAGGUUUUGCGACUUGAUAAGAAAUCCUUUACUGAAAUACUGAAGAUAUACUUUUUAGAUGGUCGUGUUGUGUUGAACAACCUCCGGGAGGUAAAAGACUUAAAUUUCCAGCGUAAGCUUUUGUUAUCAGACUUCAACCUCACUAUCGGAAGCAUGGAAAUAGAGUUGGCUACAAGGCUCAACUGUGCUGCCCAUGAUGGUCAUCUUGAUCUUGUCAAACGUUUGAUUGGAUUUGGGGCAGAUCCCAACAAAACUGAUUAUGACGGUAGAACUCCCUUGCAUAUCUCUGCAUCAAAAGGAUAUGUGGAUAUUUCUUCUUAUCUUGUUGAAGAAGGAGUAUGCAUCGAUACAGCAGAUAAAUUUGGCACCACUCCCUUGCUUGAAGCCCUCAAGAAUGGACAUGAAGAUGUGGCAUCUGUACUUGUUAACGCGGGAGCUAUCCUUGCUAUUGAUGACGUUGGCAAUUUUCUCUGCAUGACAGUUGCAAGGAAGGAGUUUGACAUUUUGAAAAGGGUUCUAGCUUGUGGUAUUAAUCCAAAUGCAAAAAAUUAUGAUCAGCGUACCCCUCUUCACAUUGCUGCCUCUGAGGGCUUCUUUACAAUGGUUGAGUUACUUCUAGUGGCAGGAGCAAGUGUUUUAUCCAAGGACAGAUGGGGAAAUACACCUCUUCAUGAAGCUCAUACUGGUGGAAAUAGAAAUAUGAUCAAAUUGCUUGAAGUUGCUAAAGUUUCUCAGUUGGCUGAAUUGUCCGAUAAUAUUCAUGAAACUCAAGCAACACCAGUGCUGCAGUCAACAAAUGAAAUUCCUAAAAAGAGAUGUACAGUGUAUCCUUUCCACCCAUGGGAUCACAAAGCGGGUAAAAGAGAGGGAGUGGUCCUAUGGGUUCCACAAAGCAUUGAAGAACUUAUAAAGGAAGCAGGGAAACAUUUGGAAACUACGAACAAUUCCUACAUUUUGUCAGAAGAAGGUGGAAAAGUUCUUUACGUAGACAUGAUUAACAACGAUGAGAAGUUAUUUGUAGUAAGUGAAGAAAAAAAUGAGGUGAGAUGAUCUGGUCAUCCAAUUCCUCGAGAGCUUUCCUCCUUUCAUUAGCCUUCACCUCGGCAAU